Messenger RNA from Aedes albopictus (Asian tiger mosquito), 2630 nucleotides. RefSeq names its product probable G-protein coupled receptor Mth-like 1. Gene Ontology annotation, molecular function: G protein-coupled receptor activity. Gene Ontology annotation, biological process: G protein-coupled receptor signaling pathway; cell surface receptor signaling pathway. The record is from RefSeq and is a predicted model, not a curated record. The coding region runs from base 864 to 2195 and encodes 443 amino acids. Lineage: Eukaryota; Metazoa; Arthropoda; Insecta; Diptera; Culicidae. Gene Ontology annotation, cellular component: membrane. The transcript has 9 exons.
CCGAAGCCUCAGUGUGAAUACAACACUUGAACGCUCGACAUCGGUUUCUCGCUACACCUAGUAGUAGGUAGUACCUGGCUCGUGACGGUUCGGGAUUCGUUUGUUCGCGCGUGAUAAGUCAGUGGACCAUCAGGUUCUAGCUCCGCGUGUUAUCAAUAGGUACAACACGGGUGCGAGCGCGUAGAUUUUUGUUCGGCGGCGAAAGGUGACCGCGGCGGUAGAUAAACAACCUGUGUCACAAUACAAACAUAUAGUUGUUCAGCGGGAAGAAGAGCAGUGACACACUUUACACUGGAGGAGAAGCCGAAUUGGAUUGCAACUUGUUUGGAUACCUUCACGAUAAGUUCGAGUGAGGCUUUGGAAGCGAAGAUAGCGCUGGCUGUGGAGCGUCACUACGUUCAGCAGAAGCAACAGUCAGUCAUCAGUGCCUAUCAGGAGGGUGGAUUCCGACGAAGUGUGGCUUAACAGCAGAGCGCGGUCGGGCACGGUUGCCGUCGUCUGUGUGCACCGGGUGAAACGAUAUACUUUACUUUACAGUAAGGUGCUGCACGGCUAAUGAACUCCGUAUUCUGUCUCGGCUGCACGCUCCUGGGCUUCUUCGUCGCUACGUAGCCAUUAACAGUCGGUUGGGCGAUCGGUCGGCUGGGUAGUAAACUACAAAACAACAACGGUUCUCCGGAAACAUGACUCGGUGAAAGGUGUGAACAGUUGUUAGUAGUGUUUUUAGCUAGGCGCUUAUAGAAGGAGCUGUUGGUUUUCGGGAGGGGUGUGUGUGGGGUAACAAUUGUGCCAAAAUCUUCGCCAAACCUCAAUGAGUAGAGUAGUUUCCCGGGGUGUGUAGUUCCGCAAGUAGCAGCAAAGACAUGACGUUUAAAUUUCGCGAUUCGAUUAUGCUGGUGACCGUCGUGAUUGGCUGCGUUCUAGCAGCCGGCUCUCUAGCAACUACAGUACAACAACAAUCUUCCAACGGAGGGCCAGACCCGACCGCUCUCACCGUGAGGGCUCAGUCUUGCUGCCGUGACAAGGACGUGCUAUCCACGGUCCACCGGGAAUGCUUCAACCAUACGGGUAACGCUUCGUAUCCGCUGCAGUUGAACUGCAGUCAGUACUACAUCAUCUACCAGGAGGUGGAGACGGAAGUGCACGUGGACACCCAGGGAAAACUGGUGGAAAAUGAGUACGAAGUCGACUGGGAGAGAUACUGCUCCGGAACGCUGGUCGAAGGCACCGAAAACCAGCCGGUGUUUCUGGUGUGCUUCAACGCGGAAGAUCAGCAACCGAACGUGUCGUUGUUCUUCAGCAAGGGCAUCAUGAUGCUGAUUUCGGUGUUCUUCCUGGCGGCCACCCUCUACAUCUACUUCAUCAUUCCGGACCUGCGGGAAACGCAGGAUAAGGUCACCUCGAUAGCCGUGGCCUGCCUGAUGGUGUUUAUGAUACUGCUGAGCAUGGUGCAGCUGCAGGCUUCGCUUACCUUCCAUCCGGUGCUCUGCAUGACGAUGGCCUUCCUGAUGUACUUCUUCAUGAUCAGUUACUUCGCCUGGCUGAACACGGUGAUGGCCAACGUCUGGAAGUUGACAGUUGCACGGCGGUGGAAAAUUCGCGAGAAGGCAUGGUACGUCCUGAAUCACAUCUACGCACACACGGUGGCGCUCACCUUGACGGCCAUGGUCUACAUCUACCACAUGCGGAAUCCGACGUUCGGCGAAAUAUCCUGCUGGUUCCGGACGGAACGUGAGCAGUCCUAUUUCGUCUAUCUGCCGCUGAGCGUCAUGCUUAGCAUCAACAUUUUCCUCUUCGUGUGGACCAGCUAUCAUCUGCAUGCCAGCGGCGAUGACAUUAGCCCGGAUCGAAAGAAAGCACUCCGAUACAAAUGCAUGCUCUACUUGAAACUGUUUCUGCUGGCCGGACUGAUUUGGAUUUUCGAAAUCAUCUCCUUCCACGUGGAAGACGGACGUCUGCAUCGGUCCUGGUUCUGGUUCCUGAUCGACUCCAUCAACUGCCUGCAUGGGGUGCUGAUAUUCUUCGUGCUGAUCGUCUGGCGACAACGCAUCAAACGGGAACUGUCCGGACGGAAGGUGCUCUGCUUCCGGUAUCCGGCCAGCUGGGCCCAGCUCAAGGAUGACGAACAGGAACAACUGGCGGAGGAGGAAGCUGCAGGUCGAGACUACGGAAAGUAUGACUUAAUCAUCAAGUGAAUGGAACAAUAACACAGGAAGUGCACGUCGGUGGAGGGGAAUGGUUUUUCCCCAAAAACAACAUAAGGCAGCAGCAACAGCAUUACCGUCUCUAGGAAAUAAGCGCAACAGAAGAUUAACAACAAGCUUAACACACACGAAACAGUGACUUACGCGAAGGUACUUCAUCAAUUUAAGAUUUAGUUAGAUGUUAGUUAAAGCAAAGCAGUACGUAGCAAAUACUGUGUAUAAGCAAAUAGCUGUUAACAGAUGUAGGAUAGUGAUCGUUUGCUUCCAAGCUUAAGGCAUACAUACAUAGUUUAUUAUCAUAUUGUUGAUAAUCAGCAGAAUCGCACUAAGAUAAGUUGAAGAUAACAGAGAAUGUUUAUUGAAUGCGCAGUGUUGAAAUAACUCAAGCAUAAAAUUAUGGAUUUUAAUAAACGUAACUGAAUUGGU